AUGUUGGCUGCAGAGGGGAAGCACAGGUUCAUCUGUGAUGCAGACCUCUCCAUGCCCUUUGAACAGGUCGCCCGGUUCCUGGCGUCGGAAAUGCUUGAGGCAGACAUAAGUAUAGGGUCCAGGGAAAUGCCUUCCUCACGUAGAUACGGUGAACCGGAGCAUCGCCAGUUCAUGGGCAGGGUUUUCAAUUUGAUCAUUCAGGUCUUGGCGCUGCCCGGAGUGCGAGACUCUCAGUGCGGUUUCAAGUGCUUCAAGGCUGAAACCACCACUGUCCUGUUCGAACGGCAGACCUUGGCCGGGUUUGCAUUUGACGUGGAGAUCUUGUACAUGGCGCGGCAGGCGGGGCUGGAAGUUCGGGAAGUUCCCAUUGACUGGUACUAUCGGGAAGGCAGCAAGAUCAAGAAAAUGGAAAUGACCAGGACGGCAGACAAGACCAAAUUGCGCCGCGAUUGGAGCAAGGAGGCCAUAGACCUUGCGCUGAAGGGCGAGUGGCAGCGUGCAACGGAAGUAAACCAGGCUAUUUUGGCGCUAUACCCUGACGAUGUGGAGGCCAUGAACCGGUUGGGCAAGGCGUAUAUGGAACUUAGCGAAUUUAACAAGGCCAGGAAAGUUCUGGCUGAUUUGGUGGAGAAGGCUCCUUACAACGCCAUAGCCAAGAAGAAUCUGGCCCGACUGGAACAGUUGGAAAACGCGCCGUCAGGCGGCCGACAGACAAACAAACAGGGGAGCGCACCCAGGCUAUUCAUUGCCGAAACUGGUAAGUCUGGCACCACUGUGCUUCAGAGGCAAGCAUCCGCGACUUUGGUGGCCAGCAUUGCCCCCGGUGAUCCGGUCAAUUUAGUGGUCAAGAACAAUGCGAUUUUGGCGUAUGCUCGGGAGGAGGAGUAUCUCGGGCAAGUCGAAACCAAGCUUGCCCGGCGACUAUCUCGUCUCAUAAGCGGAGGCAAUCGAUACGAGGCAGCGGUCAUCGGGAUUAACGAUUGGGGCAUCACCAUCAUUAUUCGGGAGACUUAUCGUCACCCCAGCCUGCACAAUAUAGGCUCAUUCCCCACCAACGCCAGGGGUGAAAAAAGGACUCAACUGAACCAGGACAUUUUGAAGUAUCUGGAGAACGCGGACCUGGACGAGGACGGCGAGGAAAACAACCUUGACUAUGCAGGUGUUGCCGACUUCGCGGGCGAGUGGGACGAGUAG
Molecule: messenger RNA, 1194 nt
Organism: Geodia barretti
Lineage: Eukaryota; Metazoa; Porifera; Demospongiae; Tetractinellida; Geodiidae
Source: the annotation of a GenBank genome assembly